AGAGAGAGAGAGAGAGAGAGAGAGAGAGAGAGAGAAAAGGAGGGGCCUCUGUAGUUGUAGCAGUAGGCCAGACCUCUCCACUUCCUUUUUUAGCCAUAAAUGAAAGAAUUGAGAAACAUCAUCACUCAUAGUCAUCAACCUCUCCUCUCCUUCCAUUAUUAUUCCUCUUCUCAAGGAAAGAAAAAGGGGAAACUAUCAUCUUUACUCUUUCUCUUCUUCUGUCUAUCUCUCUGUCCUACUACUGCAUUUUUUUUUAGUUUGGGAUAGUCUUGCUUAAAACUUGAAAAGGGUUGGAUUGGAAUAUUGGAGACCUUUUUUGAGAUUUUUGGGGCUUUUGAGGUUUUGGGUUUUGUUGUUUUUUUUAUGUUAAAAUGGGAACUGUUGAUAAGCCUUUGAAUGAGGUGCAUGAUUUGAGUUCAAGCGAAGAAAAUGUUGUUAGUACUGUACAUAAGGUUGAAGACUCGACAGGAAUAGUUGAAGAAGCCAAUCAUGCUCAUCAGUGGAAGCGGAGAAAUCUCUUUCUGGAGAUACCAUCAAGAACUAUGGAAGACCCUGUACAGGAUUCUGUUGUAAUAAAGAUUCCUCCAACACCUAGUCCAACUCCUAGGAAAGUAAAUUUCUUCUUGACACCUAAUUCUACUGAUGCAAGAGCUUGUGGGUCCCCAGGUCCUUCCUCAUCUAGAGGCAAAUCAUCCUUAAGGAGUCUCUUGCCUAAACUAAGCUUCAAGUCCCGAAUUUCUACAACAGAUGCUGAGAAGGCUGCCAACCUAGCUCCAGAUUCUUCAUGUACCUUGCCAAGAGAGAAGCCUUCGAUCUCAAGAUCAUUAUCGCUGUCAAAGAUAUUUACUCCAAGGAUGAAGAGAACAUCAUCUCUGCCUGUAACUCCAAUUGAAAAUUCUACCUCAGAGUCAGCACGUGGAGGAUGCAUUGGUGGUGCACUCAAUUCAAAUGGAAAAGGAACCCAGCGACAGAUAUCUCGUUCACUUUCAGUCCCUGUCAAUAAUAAAGAAAAAAGUAUAAGGAGGAUGGAUUCGUUUUUCCGUGUCAUUUCCUCCACUCCUCGAGUGAAGGAAGGAAAUGUCGAAACAAAUUCUUCUCCAGGGGUUGAUACUGAAACUGAUGACACUGAUGGUGAGGACAUACCUGAAGAAGAGGCUGUUUGUAGAAUUUGUCUGGUUGAAUUGUGUGAAGGAGGUGAGACCCUUAAGAUGGAAUGCAGCUGCAAAGGUGAACUUGCUCUGGCCCAUCAAGAAUGUGCUGUGAAAUGGUUUAGCAUCAAAGGUAACAAGACCUGUGAUGUGUGCAAGCAAGAGGUUAAGAACCUGCCUGUCACUCUUCUACGAAUUCAGAGUGUCCAUGCUCGAGCCAAUGGAGGAAUCAGAGCUCAUCCGGCAGAUGCUAAUAGGUACAGGGUUUGGCAGGAAGUGCCCGUGCUCGUCAUCAUUAGCAUGCUUGCCUACUUUUGUUUUCUUGAGCAGCUCCUGGUUGGAAAUAUGGGUACUGGUGCAAUUGCCAUAUCCCUUCCAUUUGCUUGUGUACUGGGUCUUCUCUCUUCCAUGAUCUCAUCAACCAUGGGUAAGGAGCCGUUCUCUCAAAAGAAAAAGAUAUGCUUUGAAUCUCCUGUGAGGAUACCAUAUAUGGAAACCACUGAAAAUGAAUUAGAAAGCAAGGAUCAAAAGUGUGAAGAGAAGGUUCGUUUGGGUUUAUGCAUCCAUUCAAUUUGCUUUGGUUGUUCUCUUCGCUCAUAUUUUUUACUCAUUGGUCAACUUGCAAGCAGUUCUAUCCAUUCUCCUAGCAACAUUUUCCGGGUUUGGUGUAGCAAUGAGCGGGAGUUCCAUACUUGUUGAGAUCUUUAGAUGGAGAAGAAGAUGGAUUGCUCAAUCUGAGCAGCAACAAGGUUCCUUUGUGAUGACAGGACCACCAGGUCAAUUCCCAAGAACUACAAAUUCCUCCCAAAGAGGCUCUCGUGAUCGCCGUCGAAAUGACGUGGAAAAUCCAGAAUCUUUCAAUGGCAAUUAAUUUAGUUUAUACUUAGUUUUAGUAAAAAUGAGAAGUGCUGUGGCUUAAAUUAUGCUUUGUCUUAGUGACAGCAAGCUGCCUUUGUAAUAUACCCAAAAUAGGAUCAUUUUUGUUCAACCAAAUUAUGCUAGAAUACCAAAUUAUGAAUUGUAUACCUUGCUGAGUAUUGUAAGGAAUGUUCAUGCUUUGAAAGAGGCAAUACAUUGGAUUGGGUUUUAACAGGA
Jatropha curcas is the source of this 2243-nucleotide messenger RNA. Its product is annotated as RING/U-box superfamily protein. Lineage: Eukaryota; Viridiplantae; Streptophyta; Magnoliopsida; Malpighiales; Euphorbiaceae. Gene Ontology annotation, molecular function: zinc ion binding. The record is from RefSeq and is a predicted model, not a curated record.